GGAGAAGAAGAUGUCGGACAACGAGCAUCAUUUCGAAUCCAAGGCCGACGCCGGAGCUUCGAAGACUUACCCUCAGCAGGCCGGUACUAUCCGGAAGAACGGUUACAUCGUCAUCAAAAACCGCCCUUGCAAGGUUGUUGAAGUUUCCACUUCCAAGACUGGCAAGCACGGCCAUGCUAAAUGCCACUUUGUGGGCAUUGAUAUCUUUUACGGAAAGAAGCUUGAAGAUAUUGUUCCUUCUUCCCACAACUGUGAUGUGCCCCAUGUCAAUCGUACCGACUACCAGCUCAUUGAUAUUUCUGAGGAUGGAUUUGUCAGCUUGCUCACUGAGAAUGGAAACACUAAGGAUGACCUGAGGCUUCCAACCGAUGAAAAUCUGCUUACACAGAUCAAGGAUGGAUUCUCUGAGGGAAAGGACUUGGUUGUGUCAGUGAUGUGUGCCAUGGGAGAGGAGCAGAUCUGUGCCCUGAAGGAUAUUGGCCCCAAGUAGCUGUUUGUCAAAGGAGUUGCUUGAGGCUUUUAUAUCUUAUAUAGGGAAAGGACAUGAUAUUGACUUAGUGCGAAGGGAGGAUCAUGAAUUACCGUACCUUUUCAUCGUUAAAUCAUUUUAUACUAGAUUCUUGAUAAUAUGUGGCCUCAGGGUUUUUAAGAGAUCACUUUGAUGUUGAGGUGUUCUGAGUUCUUGUUUCUGUUUGAUUACUGUCUGAACCCGUUCUGUUA
Coffea eugenioides is the source of this 720-nucleotide messenger RNA. RefSeq names its product eukaryotic translation initiation factor 5A-2-like. The transcript has a single exon. The coding region runs from base 11 to 490 and encodes 159 amino acids. Lineage: Eukaryota; Viridiplantae; Streptophyta; Magnoliopsida; Gentianales; Rubiaceae. Gene Ontology annotation, biological process: positive regulation of translational termination; positive regulation of translational elongation. The record is from RefSeq and is a predicted model, not a curated record. Gene Ontology annotation, molecular function: translation elongation factor activity; RNA binding; ribosome binding.